Messenger RNA from Portunus trituberculatus (swimming crab), 549 nucleotides. Its product is annotated as protein TRACHEARY ELEMENT DIFFERENTIATION-RELATED 7A-like. The record is from RefSeq and is a predicted model, not a curated record. NCBI's taxonomy places the organism in Eukaryota, Metazoa, Arthropoda, Malacostraca, Decapoda, Portunidae. The transcript has 3 exons. The coding region runs from base 1 to 549 and encodes 182 amino acids.
AUGGAGGAGUUUAUUGGAGGGAAAGAUGCCAUCCCCUCUCAGUACCACCACCCUAGUGCCAUCCCUACCUGUGCCACCCCUCCCAGUGCCACUCUCUCCCACUGCCAUCCCUCUAGUCCCACACCUACCCAGUGCCAUCCCUUCCAGUACCACCCUUGCCACCCCUCUAGUCCACACCUCCCACUGCCACAUUACCAGUCUAGUCCACCCACACCUAUCCAGUGCCACCCUUCCAUUGCCAUCCCCAUCAGUGCCACCCUUCCAGUACCAGGCCCUAGUGCCACCUCCUCCUAUGCCAUCCUUACCUAUGCCACCCCUACCAGUGCCACUUCCUACCAGUCCCACCCUUAUCAGUGCCACCCAUACAGUGUCACCCCUCCUAGUACCAACCCUCUAGUGCCACCCCUACCAGUGCCACUCCCUCCCAGUGCCACCCAUACUAGUGCUACCCCUACCAGUGCCACUUCCUACCAGUGCCAUUCCCUCCCAGUGCCACCAAUACUAGUGCCACCCCUAUCAGUACCACCCCUACUAGUGUCACCUCUCUAG